Molecule: messenger RNA, 533 nt
Organism: Bradysia coprophila
Lineage: Eukaryota; Metazoa; Arthropoda; Insecta; Diptera; Sciaridae
Product: waprin-like protein
Cellular component (GO): extracellular region
Molecular function (GO): peptidase inhibitor activity
Source: RefSeq, a predicted model, not a curated record
AACAACCGAACCAACAUCAGUUAUCGAUCAACAUUCAAACCAGUCACAAACGGAGGUUUUAAAAUAGUUUCAAAAUCGUAAAAAUAUUUUAGUUUCGGAAUUUUUUUUUAUUUUUGCAACCGACAAAAAGCAGAAUGGCAAAUUUAACGUUAAUUGUUGGAAUAUGUCUUACAUUUAUUGCAGUGGUAUAUGCAAUCAAUGGUGACUGUCCACUAUCCAGCCAACACACAUCUUGCUCGCCGAAAUGUCUUCAAGACUCUGAAUGCUCAAGCAUUGGUGGAAAAUGUUGCCCGAACUUGUGCAACUAUAAAUCUUGUGUGAGGCCAAAAGUUGGUUCCAACACUGCUGGAAGUGGCUACAAAGGAAGUACUGGCGGAGCCGGAGCUUACUGUGGAAAUGUUAAAUGCAAUGCGUACGAGAAAUGUGAUUUGGAUAAAUCAACGAAACGAAUGAAAUGUGUCCGAGCAUAAAGUUUUCCCAUUGUGACUCUAAUGUUGCCAUUUAUUUCGAAUAAAAUUAUUAUCAGCAACAAA